AUGGCCUCAGCUGAAAUAUGGGCAGCUUUGUUGACGGCCGUUGAUCCACUCAGCGUGAGAGCCAUGCCAGCAAUGCUGCAGUCCACCAUUGACCUGCUGGAGUCAGAGCUCGCCAGAGCCAGGGCAGCGUUGCAGGAACUCCAGUCCCAGCCAGAGCCUUGCUAUGUCACUCUCCAGAACGAUGCUACCGGAGAGGCUAUGGCGGCCUACAAGACCCAUCUCCUCGAGCGGGUUGCAGCUUCCAGCAGUCUAAGUUUACCGCAAUCGACUGGGGAGCACCGCAGAGGAGCAGCCCGACUCAGGAGACGGCCUGUCUCGUUUUGGAAUAUCAUCUCCAACUCACUUGUCCUCGACCAUCUGGCUCCAUAUCUUUCAGUGGCUUCGCUCUUCUCUUUAGCCUCGACCUGCACAGCGCUGCGUGGCCUUAUCAUGGACACCCCAUAUGUCUUCCGGUACCUCGAUCUUACCCGUUGCAAGGGUGCCCAGCCCUCAUGGAUGCAUACCAUGAACGGAAACAUGAACACCUCUCAGCUGGUCUCGGACAUCCUCUUGACCGACCGUUUCCGCGUCUCCCUGCUCUCGAUCCGGGGAUGUCUUCGUCUCGACGAGCACAAGCUCAGGCAGGUCAUUGAGUAUGCGGUGCGGCCCGGUCGCGCCAAGGGGUCGCCAAGUGUCAAGGGGAUCUACUAUUUCUCUCCCAAGCCCAUAGCUGCUGCGACUCCUGCAAGUCUUACGACUUCUGCCAGCGGAGGCAGCCCAUCAGACGACAGGAGGCUGCGAGGCUGCAACACGUCGACGCUUGGCCACCGAGACUCGUCAAACCACCGCUGGCAUCGCCAGCGUCACCACCGCGCCUCGCAUCGCUCUGAUCUGGGCUCGGCGGUCGUGCAGGCGGAGGACCCCGUUGACAGAUCAGGGGUGCUCACAAACCGCCCAGGCCGCCUAUCUCUGGGCAGCGAGUGGCAUGAUCCAAAUCUGCAUCUCCGCGACAGUGAUAAUCGUCAACAACACCAUCAUCCUAUUAACAGCCAAUUCCACCACCCCCAAGACGAUAAUAAUGUAUCAGUUUCCGCUACUCCGUCUGCCUCCUUUUUGGCUCCCGCGAUUGCGACCGUCGCUCUAGGACCAGCAGGCUGUGAUGGGUGCCGCACCUGCCCUGAAGGGCCCCUGGUCUGGGAACAGUCCCCUGAGCAGCAUUUUCCGCUCUUGUCACCGCCGCCUUUACACUCUUAUAAGACCACUGUAGCCAAGGCGCCCGCCCUCCGCCUCGAUGAAUCCCUGGUCCUAAUUGCCCAGUGUGAGGAGUGCCUAAGAGGCCGGCGGUGCCACAGGUGCAACCGAUGGAUGUGUGCUGCAUGUUUGCCUGAUGCAAGCAAGCCGUGGCCACCAAAGGUGCAAAAUCUUGGGUCUUAUGCAGCAGGCGACUCAGCUUUAUCAGUAAAGCAUCAGAAUCGACCAUUCAUGCGCCGAGAUUGCUGGGAAUGCGGACCGACUUGCCUGUCUUGUAUGAUGGAAGUACUCCGUUCAUGCAUUGCCUGCGGAGGGGAAUACUGCAUAGAUCAUAACGAUGGUUGCUCGCCCACCAAGUGCGAUUGGUGCAAUACUACUACUCCACGGCGAAUGAUACGUGACCUUCACUAA
Messenger RNA from Nannizzia gypsea CBS 118893, 1641 nucleotides. RefSeq lists its product as hypothetical. The transcript has 6 exons. NCBI's taxonomy places the organism in Eukaryota, Fungi, Ascomycota, Eurotiomycetes, Onygenales, Arthrodermataceae. The coding region runs from base 1 to 1641 and encodes 546 amino acids. The record is from RefSeq and is a predicted model, not a curated record.